AUGCUCUACAUUUCAAUGCUAGGUUAUGAUGUUGAUUUUGGUCAUAUGGAAGCUGUUUCUUUAAUAUCUGCACCAAAGUAUCCUGAAAAGCAGGUUGGCUAUACAGUGACAUCUUGUCUUCUCAAUGAGAAUCACGAUUAUCUGAGAUUAGCAAUUAAUACUGUUGGCUAUAUAGUGACAUCUUGUCUUCUCAAUGAGAAUCAUGAUUUUCUGAGAUUGGCAAUUAAUACUGUGCGCAAUGACAUCAUUGGUCGCAAUGAGACUUUUCAGUGUCUUACUGUAACAUUGGUAGGCAAUAUUGGUGGGAGAGAAUUCGCUGAAUCUCUGGCUCCUGAUGUUCAAAAGUUACUUAUUUCUAGUAGCUGCAGGCCUCUUGUGAGGAAGAAGGCUGCUCUAUGUCUCCUUCGCCUUUAUAGAGAAAACCCUGAUGUGGUGAAUGUAGAUGGCCGGUCGGAUAGGAUGGCACAGUUGUUAGAUGAACGUGAUUUGGGUGUUUUGACUUCCUCUAUGAGUCUUCUAGUUGCUUUAGUGUCCAACAACCAUGAGGCAUACUGGAGUUGUCUUCCAAAGUGUGUUAAAGUAUUGGAAAGGCUUGCCAGAAACCAAGAUGUUCCGCAAGAAUACACUUAUUAUGGUAUUCCAUCUCCCUGGUUUGUGCUUAUCUUGGUUAAGACAAUGAGGGCUCUUCAGUAUUUUCCAACCAUUGAAGAUCCAAAUACUAUAAGAUCAUUGUUUGAGGUUCUACAAAGAAUACUAAUGGGUACCGAUGUUGUGAAGAAUGUGAAUAAGAACAAUGCAUCACAUGCUGUUCUUUUUGAAGCUCUUGCUCUUGUUAUGCAUCUUGAUGCUGAAAAAGAAAUGAUGUCUCAGUGUGUCGCAUUGCUUGGUAAAUUUAUAGCUGUUCGUGAACCUAAUAUAAGAUACCUUGGUUUGUUCGGUGUUGAUGUGAUGCAGGAGAACAUGACUCGUAUGUUGAUGGUCACAGACUAUCUCAGCUCAGCUGAUUUUGCAAUGCAGGAAGAAUUGUCACUUAAAGCUGUUAUUCUUGCGGAGAAAUUUUCCCCUGACUUGUAUGUGGAUGUGAUUCUUCAGUUGAUCGACAAGGCGGGAGAUUUUGUCAGUGAUGACAUUUGGUUUCGUGUAGUUCAAUUUGUGACAAACAACGAGGAUUUACAGGCUUAUGCAGCUCUCAAAGCCAGAGAGUAUCUUGAUAAACCUGCUAUUCACGAGACCAUGGUGAAGGUGUGUGACAUUCUCUUCAUUGUCCUAAUAUAUGAACGUCUUGGUUGCAACCCCAAGGAAAUUUUCCAAAUCAUACACGAGAAGCUUCCCACUGUCUCGUAUGAGAGUUGUAUUGAUGCCGAAAUACAACAACGCGCUGUUGAAUAUCAUGCUUUGAGUUUGAAAGGUGCUGCUCUAAUGGAUAUACUACUUAAAUGCCGAAGUUCCCUGAAAGACAGGUUUUCCUCAUUGAUAAAGAAGGCUGAUGAUUCUGAAGCUGAUACUGCCGAACAAAGCGCAAUUAAGUUGCGGGCCCAGCAGCAGAGUUCUAGUGCUUUGGUAGUGUCAGAUCAGCGGCCAGCAAAUGGGGCAGCACCAGUGAGCCAGCUUAGUCUUGUGAAGGUGCCUUCCGUGAGUAAUGCGGAUCAGAACUCUACUGAACAGGGAUUGGCAAAUGCAAAUGGAGCUUUGACAGUAAUGGAUCCUGAACCUCCUAGCAUGCUUUCUCCUGAUCUACUUGGAGAUCUUUUAGGGCCGCUGGCUAUGGAAGGCCCACUAGACACUGCUCCUCAAUCUGAGUCGAGGGCUGCUUCUGGCUUGCAAGUUGGUGCCAACCAAGAUGCAUUCGCCAUUGCAACCGUCGAGGAGCAAGCUUAUACUGUCCAGAUUGGCAUUAAAUCCGAGUGGCAAGCGCAUCAUGGGCGAGUUGUUCUCUUUUUAGGAAAUAAGAACACUGCUUCUCUCGUUUCAGUUCAGGCUCUCAUAUUGCCCCCAUUACAUCUAAAGAUGGAGCUCUCCUUAGUACCUGAGACUAUUCCUCCAAGGGCACAGGCAAGAAUAGAAACAGACCCAGCUGAUAGAACACAAUUGCGGAUGACCAUUGCAUCAGGAGAUCCUACUCUAACAUUUGAAUUAAAAGAGUUUAUUAAAGAACAAUUAGUGAGCAUCCCAUUUCCUUCUCGAGCACCUGUGGCCAUACCUCCUCAAGCCCAACCGACCAGUCCACCUUCGGCAGUAACAGAUCCUGUGGCUAUUCUGGCCAGUUUGCUUUGA
Striga asiatica is the source of this 2274-nucleotide messenger RNA. Lineage: Eukaryota; Viridiplantae; Streptophyta; Magnoliopsida; Lamiales; Orobanchaceae. The record is from the annotation of a GenBank genome assembly.